AAUAGGAGAGCCCUAUGCUCCAACAGUCGGCUAGAUAAAGGCGAUCAAUUUAAACACCAUUAUUACAUUAGCAGAAUCAAAAUUCAAAUCAGACAACCAAAUAAAACAAACGAUGAAAAAACAAUAGAAAUUUAAAUAAGACAGCAGUCUCAUUGGUAUAUUUGUCGACAGAAGUCCCCUUCGCUCGCCCCGGCGCACGCCACGUCGGCUAGGACGUUCCGAGUUCAGUAUGGACGACGACGAUUACUCGCCCAGCAACUCUGUCACAUCAGUCAACUCCCUCGCCAGUCUGCUGCGAGAAAAAUUGCAGAGUAUUCCUCAAAAAAUCAGAAAGAAGCCAACAGAUUACAAGCUGCGAGCGUUCGUGGGGCUGAUGUUCCUCGCGGUUGUAUUCUUCGUGGGAUUCGCGUACGUUCUCUACCACCAGCAGGCUGCGACAAAGGCAUACUUUAAUAAUGUUCAAUUCAACGAGCCAAAAAAACUCAUCAGGAUUUUCAAUGCCGAUGAAGUAGAGAUACUUCGAGCUAGAUUAGCGGUGAGCCACCAAGGCAAAAGUGAAGUGUAUCCUUGCUUGCCAGAACAUCAACACCAUGACGGCUCGAUUUGUCUGGAGUGGUUACAUUCCUUGCGCUUUUAUCUCAAAAGUCUUCCGCGUGAUCCAGGCGUCGAUAACACCACUUGUUUUAAUAUCCAUUGGAAGGCUCUCAGUAAUAGUAUUUUUCCUAACGAUUGCUUCGACUGGAGUGAUACCAAAGUUCACUGGUACGGUGGCGGACAGUCUAUCAACUUAACGUGGCCGUUGGAUACUGGAACUAUUCAGUAUACUCCCUUUAUCACUGGUGAUAUACAAAACUCACAGAUGGGAAAUGUUCUCACUCGGUACUUAAUAAAUUCUAAAGGAGCAGCCAUUAUCAUCGACGAAGAAACACCACUCUACAUCUCGGUUAAUGCAAGGAAUAAAGAAAUCUGUCUUCUAGCCAAAUAUGAUGAUUUUGCUUAUGCCAAUAGAUUGACAGAGUAUGCUGAAAUGAAAUAUAAUAUUUGCAUCUCUACAGAUAUGAAAUCACUGCAUUCUUCAAUUCAUAGUCAUCGAAGUGCACCUCUAUGGGACGGUCUGAAACCAAUAGACAUGCAUAUCUUGGAAUCUCUCAUAUCAGAACCAGUUUGGCAAAUAGCCCCGAGGUUUAAGCAUGAAUUGAAAGCUGAAACAAUAUCUAAAUAUACGGAAGAUGUUAUAUAUUUAGGUUUCCUAAAACAAGGUCAUGUUCUUAUAAAUGAGUUCUGGCAGAACGAAAUCGGUGAUCUCGCUGUUGAUACAAGUAGAUUUGAAACUUUGAACGAAACCGUUGAUAAAUUACAUAGACGAGGAUUCAAGGUAGCAUUUACUGUGCAGCCCUUUAUAAGUACCGAAAGUGCUAAUUUCGGGGAAUGUGUUCAAAAGAGAUUAUUGAUAAGUGAAAGAAAUAGCGAUAGGAGAAUACCAGCAUUGACGAGAUUCAAAUCUUUAGCCAGUGCCGGUGUGCUAGAUAUAACGAAUAGUAAAACUGUACCAUGGAUAAUGAAUAAGCUGCAGGCUGUGAUAGAUAAAUAUGACAUAGAUUCUUUUUAUUUUGAUUUAGGUACAGCUUACGAUAUGCCACAUUACUACCAGUGUGAGAAAAAACUUAUAAAUCCCGACCAAUACAAGACUGCAUUCAUCAAAACGUUCGAAAAGACACUGAAAGUGAUCGGGGUGUCUUCGGCGGUAUCUUUGCCUAGCCCACCGGUGUUCGUAUCCUUGCCUCCGUUCGAGUCUACGUGGGAGGCGAUGAGGCGGGUCAUCCCGACUAUGUUGACGUACGGAAUCAACGGGUAUCCGUUCAUAAUGCCAGGAGCGGUAGGAGGCGACAUAUAUUGGCCGGGAAGUGAACAAUUUUUGCCAUCUUCGAAAGGUUCAGCGGAUAUCAACAUCACGGACUCCGCCCACAACGGCAUCGAUCUGCCCGAGGUGGAGCUCUACAUGCGAUGGUUGCAGAUGGCCACAUUUUUACCGGUGAUGAAGUUCACACAUCUGCCUAGCAAAUACAACGACGAGAGAGUUCUGGAGAUGGCCAAAAAUUUGACUUCGCUUCGACAAAAAGUGGUGACUCCGCUGCUGCUGAAGUACAAGCGGUCCGCGCUGGAGGAGGGCCUGCCGCUGGUGCGGCCGCUGUGGCUGGUGCCGGGCGCGGCGGGCGCGGGGGGCGCGGGGGGCGCGGGCGCGGACGCGGCGCUGCUCGUGCGGGACGAGUUCUGUGUCGGGGACGAGCUCGUCGUCGCGCCCAUCCUGUACCCCAACACCACCACCAGGGAAGUUUAUCUGCCGGCGGGUCUGUGGCAGGACGGCAUCGACGGAUCACUGCGCAAAGGCAAUCGUUGGAUGCACGAGUAUAGAGUACCUGUCGACCGAGUCGCAUACUUCAUCAGGAAACCAGACGAUAUGCGAUUUUAA
Molecule: messenger RNA, 2470 nt
Organism: Diatraea saccharalis (sugarcane borer)
Lineage: Eukaryota; Metazoa; Arthropoda; Insecta; Lepidoptera; Crambidae
Source: the annotation of a GenBank genome assembly